AUGUCACCCAAACCAACAAUAACAAUAAUCGGCGGCGGAAUAGGCGGCCUAACACUCGCAGCAGGUUUACACCUCCGUAAAAUCCCCGUCCAAAUCUACGAAGCAGCCCCAACCUUCAAAGAAAUCGGCCUAGGAAUCUCCCUAGGCCCAGCAGCCUACCGCGCAAUGCCCCUAAUCCACCCCUCAAUCCAACAAAUCUACAACUCACUCAUAACAACCCACGCAGACAGUCCAGGCUACGAAGAAUACCUUCAAACCUGGUUCGAGCUUGUCUGGGCAACAGGCGCACAAGAAGGAGACGUUCUAAUGAAUCUAAAAGCCUUACCAUCCGGCCAGACGGCGUUGCGGAGAGCGGAUUUCUUAAAUGCGCUUGUUGAACUUGUCCCCCCACAGAUCGUGCAUUUCCGGAAGAGGUUGAGUAGCCUUGUUGAGAAUGAGAAUGGCGUUGUGUUGGGGUUUGAGGAUGGGGAGGUUGUUAUUGCUGAUGUUGUUGUUGGUUGUGAUGGCAUUCGGUCGAGGGUUAAGGAGUGUAUGAUUCCCGUUGAAUCGUUCCGAACGAGGCCGGUUUAUAGUGGUAUGUAUGGGUAUCGGGCUGUUUUGGAGAUGGGGGAUAUGAUUGAGGCGGUUGGGGAGAAGAGGGCGCGCGUUGCGACGAUCUAUGUUGGACGGGGGGCUUACGCCCUUUCGUAUCCUAUUAUGCGGGCUCGGUUGGUUAAUGUUGGGAUCUAUGUUUUGAGUAAUGAGGAUUGGGAAUAUGAUUCUUGGGUUAGGCCUGCGAGGAGGGAGGAUAUUGAACGGGAUACGAGGGAUAUGGGGCGGUAUGUGAAGGCUCUAGUUGAGCGCAUGCCCGACCCUUCUCAAUGGGCCAUCUUCGAACAUCCCCAUAUCUCAACCUACACUCGCUCUAAGGUAGCGAUUCUCGGCGAUGCCGCACAUGCAUCUACGCCACACCAGGGUGCCGGCGCUGGUCAGGCUAUUGAGGAUGCUCAUGUGCUCGCGGAACUACUGACUGAUUCCCGUGUUAACUCUGUUGACGAUGUUGUUGCGGCUUUGAAGGCAUACGAUGAUAUUCGUCGGCCUCGGAGCCAGAGGGUUGUCACUAGCAGUAAGGAGAAUGCGGAUAUCUUUUGUCUGUGUUUUGAUGGGGUUCGUGAUGAUCCGGUGAAACUGAGGGAAACGCUUAAUCAACGUCUGAAGUGGCUUUGGGAUUUGGAUGUACAGGAUCAGGUUGAGCGUGCCAGGGAGAAGAUGGUUGAGUAUUUGGAGAUACCGGUAACGGACAAGGAUUGA
Molecule: messenger RNA, 1290 nt
Organism: Penicillium hordei
Lineage: Eukaryota; Fungi; Ascomycota; Eurotiomycetes; Eurotiales; Aspergillaceae
Exons: 2
Coding region: 1-1290 (429 amino acids)
Biological process (GO): secondary metabolite biosynthetic process
Molecular function (GO): FAD binding
Source: RefSeq, a predicted model, not a curated record